CCACAAAAAAUAUAAAGAGAGAAAAAACGCACGCACGCACGCACGCACAUUCUUCCUUCUUCUUCUUCUGCAAGCCUCAAAUAAAAGAGAGAGAUUCACAUAACCUUCCCCGAAGAAUCUAGCCCCAUCUAAUCUUUUCUUUCUCUUUACAUCUUCAAUCAUAGCCGUCUGUUUUUUCAUCAGCGGUAUUUACUUCCUCCUCAGCUGGGUGGCUUUACACGUGUUUAGGCAAAAUUUGGGCAGGAACUCGAAAGGAUUUGUGGCAUUAGUGGUACUUCUUAGAGUAGAAAUCCAAUUGUUGGUUGGAGUUAUUGUCACUUGGUAAAUAUGGUGGUAGAUUCAAUAGCAGCAACAUCUUUUCUAGUGCAUCUGCCGAUGUGUCUACGAAUACCUCUCAAGGAUGUCUCUGGUAAAAGAAAACUUUCAGACAACUGCCGCCUCACGGUUACAGAAUUUAUUGGUAGAAGGGUUUUCAGUUUUCCAAGUUUGGAAGUUGAUAGGUCCAUUAGCUCAUCGAUUAGUGCUCUUGCAAUGGAACUGACAAAAGAGACUUAUUCGUUUAGAAAGGAAGAUAGAAUACCUCAUGAUUGGAACUACCAAAUAGAUGCUGACAUUGAUCGGAAACCAGGUUUGUGGCCACCUGAGAAUAAAGCAGAUAACCCUUCACUGCAGAAUCCCUUGCUUCGACAAGAAAGAAUGGGUUGUGGUUGGUUAGGUGCUAUAUUUGAGUGGGAAGGAGUUAUAAUUGAAGACAAUCCUGAUAUUGAGAAACAGGCUUGGCUCACUCUUGCAGAAGAAGGAAGAUCUCCUCCCCCAGCCUUCACUCUUAGAAGAGUAGAAGGGAUGAAGAAUGAACAGGCCGUAUCAGAAGUUCUGUGCUGGUCAAGAGACCCAACAGAAUUGAGGAGAUUGGCUUCUCGGUGGGAAGAAAUAUACAGGGCUCUGCAAGGUGGGAUAUAUAGAUUACGAGAUGGUUCUAAAGAGUUUGUGAAUGUAUUGAUGCAUUACAAGAUACCAAUGGCUUUGGUUUCAACUCGUCCAAGAAAAAUCCUGGAGACUGCGAUUGUAUCCAUUGGGAUUGAAGAGUACUUCACAGCAAUUAUAGCAGCAGAGGAUGUUCAUAGGGGAAAGCCUGAUCCAGAGAUGUUUGUGUAUGCUGCUCAACUUCUGAAGUUUAUACCUGAGCGUUGCAUUGUGUUUGGAAAUUCUAAUCAGACAGUGGAGGCUGCUCAUGAUGCACGUAUGAAGUGUGUGGCUGUGGCUAGCAAGCAUCCAGUUUAUGAGCUUGGAGCUGCUGAUUUGGUGGUGAGGCGAUUAAAUGAGCUUUCAGUGGUUGAUCUGAAGAACCUUGCUGAUAUUGAAUCAGCUGAAUUUGGCUCCUUGGAGCCAGAGUUGGAGUUGGAGGAGCAAGAAGAUUCCCCUUCCUCUUCAACUACAGACGAUGAUAUUUUCUGGUAACCCCCUUAUAAAUUGUACAGAUUAUGUGCUUCAUCCAAUUCUUGAACAUAAUAGUCCUACGAUGCCCUUGUUAUGUAUAAUCAAGGAGCCAGGGAAAAAAAUAAUAAAAAAAUUAGUAAACAGUAAAUAGUGGUCCACAUUGGAUUGCCUAGAUGGUAUCAUGUAUGUAAUAUUUGUACAAUAUAUAUGUUUGGUACUCUGAAUCGCUAUCUAGUGCUUCUAUUUCUAUUCAA
This is a messenger RNA of Mangifera indica (mango), 1691 nucleotides long. RefSeq names its product 5-amino-6-(5-phospho-D-ribitylamino)uracil phosphatase, chloroplastic-like. NCBI's taxonomy places the organism in Eukaryota, Viridiplantae, Streptophyta, Magnoliopsida, Sapindales, Anacardiaceae. The record is from RefSeq and is a predicted model, not a curated record.